UUCAAUGGCAAGCUUUUCAUGAGUAUCGGAGUAUGACUGCGCAUCCUAAAGUAGACCUAGACACCGGUGAGGCCUUUGCUUUUCGUUACGGCCUUGUUCCUCCAUUCCUCACCUAUUUCCGUUUCGAGUCUAAGGGUGUGAAGCAACCCGACGUGCCCAUUUUCUCCACGAUCAGACCCGCUUUCUUGCAUGACUUCACCAUCACCAAUAAAUAUGUCGUCUUCGUGGAUAUACAGAUAGGAAUGAAUCCAGUUGACAUGCUUGAUGGGGGUUCUCUGGUGGGCUCAGACCCGUCGAAGGUUUUGAGAAUUGAAGUACUUCCUCGAUGCACCAAAGACGAGUCUCAGAUAAAAUGGUUUGAUGUUCCUGGGUUCAACAGCAUGCGCGAUAUUAAUGCUUGGGAUGAUGAAGAUGGAAACAGUAUAGUUCUAAUACCACCUAAUAUUCUAUCAGUGGAGAACACGCUAGAGCGAAUGGAGUUGGUUCACGCCAUGGUUGAGAAAGUAAAGAUCGAUCUCAAGACUGGGAUUGUGAUGAGACAACUAAUUUCAGCGAGAAAUCUAAACCUCGCAGUUAUUAAUCAAGCUCACGUGGGAAAGAAGAACAAGUUUGUGUACGCAGCAAUUUGUGAUUUGAUGCCGCAAAUCUCAAGGGUUGUAAAGUUGGACUUGUCAAUAAGAGACGAGAGACGUGACUGCACAAUGGGGUGCAGAAUGUUCGAAGAAGGGUGCUACGGCAGAGAGCCAUUCUUUAUGGUGAGAGAUCUAGAGGACUUAGACGUAGAGGAAGACGAUGGAUAUGUGGUGACGUACGUGCACGAUGAGAAGAAGGGAGAGUCAAAGUUCAUGGUGAUAGAUGCCAAGUUGCUAGAGCUUGGUGUGGCAGUGGCCAUGAGCCUACCCCGACAAGUUCCUUAUGGAUUUCAUGGACUUUUUGUGAGGGAAAGCAAUCUGAGGAAGCUUUGGUGA
Messenger RNA from Prosopis cineraria, 968 nucleotides. RefSeq names its product probable carotenoid cleavage dioxygenase 4, chloroplastic. The transcript has a single exon. Bases 33 to 968 code for a protein of 311 amino acids. The record is from RefSeq and is a predicted model, not a curated record. Gene Ontology annotation, biological process: carotene catabolic process. NCBI's taxonomy places the organism in Eukaryota, Viridiplantae, Streptophyta, Magnoliopsida, Fabales, Fabaceae. Gene Ontology annotation, molecular function: carotenoid dioxygenase activity. Gene Ontology annotation, cellular component: chloroplast stroma.